Colletotrichum destructivum is the source of this 1099-nucleotide messenger RNA. Its product is annotated as Putative enoyl-CoA hydratase/isomerase, ClpP/crotonase-like domain superfamily. Gene Ontology annotation, molecular function: delta(3)-delta(2)-enoyl-CoA isomerase activity. Gene Ontology annotation, cellular component: peroxisome. The record is from RefSeq and is a predicted model, not a curated record. Lineage: Eukaryota; Fungi; Ascomycota; Sordariomycetes; Glomerellales; Glomerellaceae. Gene Ontology annotation, biological process: fatty acid beta-oxidation. The transcript has a single exon. The coding region runs from base 268 to 1098 and encodes 276 amino acids.
CCGAGCCGAGGUCAGAAUCGCUUGCUUGCCUCCUCCCCCCCAGGAACCUCCGUCCGCCGAUCUCUUCAACUCCGUGGUAUCAAACCCCCCGUCUGCCAGAAUAAUCAAGCCCACCUUUAAGUAGCUUCAUAACCUUGAGAUACUCAAAAUCAGUUGCAAUCCACCACCUACAACUGUUCCGUGUCCCCCGAAGUUGUCUCAUUUCACCAACUCACCCCACUCAUCACCAUCAUAAUCACCACCAUCAUCACCAUCAUCACAUCCACCAUGGCCUCCCAGACCCCCCUCUUCACGGUCCCCAUCGCCCCCCUCGGCGACCACGUCGGCGGCUCCAUCGUCUGCACCUCGCCGGCGCCCCUCGUCUACCUCCUUACCUGGUCCUCGCCCCCGGACAACCGCCUGACGACCCCCUUCUGCCGCGCCCUCCUCGCCGCCCUCGACAUCGUCGAGUUCGCCCACCCCGUCGGCGUCCUCGUCACCACCUCCGCCGUGCCCAAAUUUUACUCCAACGGCCUCGACCUCGAACACGCCUUCGCCACCCCGAACUUCUGGCCCGACACCCUCUACCGCCUCUUCCACCGCUUCCUCACCUACCCCAUGCCCACCGUCGCCCUCAUCCCCGGCCACGCCUUUGCCGGCGGUUUCAUGACCGCCAUGCACCACGACUACCGCGUCAUGAACCCGCAAAAGGGCUUCCUCUGCAUGAACGAGCUCGAGUUCGGCGCCCCGCUGAAGCCCCCAAUGUCCUCCAUCUUCCGCAUCAAGUGCGCCUCCCCGCGCGUCUACCAGGAGAUCGUCCUCGAGGCCAAGCGCUUCCCCGGCCCCGCCGCCCUCGACGCGGGGCUCGUCGACGCCCUUGGCGGCCUCGACGAGGCCCUGAAGCUGAUCGCCGACCGCAAGCUGACCGCCAAGGGCAAGUCCGGCGUCUACGCCGUGCUCAAGGCCGAGAUGUGGAAGGAGAGCGCCUACGUCCUCGCCAAGGAGAACUACGAGACCACGGAAAAGAUCUGGAGCCAGAGGGAAGCGCUCGAGGAGAAGCGCGUCGCCGCUGGGAAAAAGUUUGUCGCGGAAUGGAAGGCUGGCAAGGCCAAGCUGUAAU